Molecule: messenger RNA, 1737 nt
Organism: Nipponia nippon (crested ibis)
Lineage: Eukaryota; Metazoa; Chordata; Aves; Pelecaniformes; Threskiornithidae
Source: RefSeq, a predicted model, not a curated record
AUGUUCUCCCGACUAAGGGUAGCUGCCACUCCCUGUGCGAUGGCAUGUCGCAGUGCACAUACGAAAGAAAAAGGCAAGCCACUGAUGUUAAACCCACGAACAAACAAGGGUAUGGCCUUUACUUUACACGAACGACAGAUGCUUGGGUUGCAAGGACUUCUACCUCCUAAAAUAGAGACACAAGACAUUCAAGCCUUACGCUUCCAUAAGAAUUUGGCCAAAAUGACUGAUCCCUUGGAAAAGUAUAUCUACAUCAUGGGAAUCCAAGAGAGAAAUGAAAAAUUAUUCUAUAGGGUAUUACAAGAUGAUAUUGAGCGGUUAAUGCCAAUUGUAUACACACCAACAGUAGGCCUUGCCUGCACCCAGUACGGACACAUCUUCAGGAGACCAAAAGGAUUAUUUAUUUCUAUCUCAGACAGAGGCCAUAUAAGGUCAAUCGUGAACAACUGGCCAGAGAACGAUGUUAAGGCUGUUGUCGUCACUGACGGAGAAAGAAUAUUGGGUCUUGGAGACCUGGGUGUGUACGGGAUGGGAAUUCCAGUAGGAAAACUCUGUUUGUAUACAGCCUGUGCAGGAAUACAUCCAGAUAAAUGCUUGCCUGUGUGCAUCGACGUUGGAACUGAUAACGCAACGCUCUUAAAAGAUCCAUUUUAUAUGGGCCUAUAUCAAAAACGGGAUCGCUCACAGGUCUAUGAUGACCUAAUUGAUGAAUUUAUGGAAGCCAUUACAGACAGGUAUGGCCAGAACACCCUUAUCCAAUUCGAAGACUUUGGAAACCACAAUGCUUUUCGGUUUUUAAGAAAAUACAGAGAGAAAUACUGUACCUUCAAUGACGAUAUUCAAGGGACGGCUUCAGUGGCCUUGGCGGGACUGCUGGCAGCACAGAAAGCCACCGGUAAACCACUUGCAGAGCAGAAAGUGCUGUUCCUUGGAGCAGGAGAGGCCGCCCUGGGAAUUGCAAACCUCAUUGUCAUGGCUAUGAUGGAAAGCGGUGUUUCUGCUGAGGAAGCCUACAAGAGAAUAUGGAUGUUUGACAAAUACGGUUUACUGGUUCAGGGCCGAGAACAAAAGGUAGAUUCCAAUCAAGAACCAUUUACGCAUCAGGCUCCAGAGCAGAUACCAAAGACGUUUGUAGAGGCAGUGAAUGUACUUCAGCCUUCAGCUAUCAUUGGAGUGGCAGGAGCUGGGCGGCUCUUCUCUCAGGAUGUGAUCAAGGCAAUGGCCUCCAUCAAUGAGCGACCCAUAAUAUUUGCACUAAGUAACCCUACAGUGAAAGCCGAAUGCACAGCAGAGGAAGCAUAUACAUUAACAGAGGGCCGUUGCUUGUUUGCCAGUGGCAGUCCCUUCGAGCUGGUGACUCUGAAAGAUGGAAGAACCUUCAAACCAGGCCAAGGAAACAAUGCUUAUAUUUUUCCAGGCGUGGCUCUCGCUGUGAUCCUCAGCAGUGUUCGACAUAUUAGUGAUAAGGUUUUCCUAGAAGCUGCUAAGGCAUUGGCAGAACAGUUGACCGAUGAAGAACUUGCACAAGGAAGACUUUAUCCUCCACUGUCUAAUAUCAGGGAAGUUUCUAUUUAUAUUGCUGUCAAGGUUAUGGAGUUUUUGUACGCAAACAACAUGGCUUUCCAUUACCCUGAACCUGCAGACAAGAACCGUUACAUUCGCUCAAAGGUUUGGACCUACGAGUACGAAUCCUUCAUGCCAGAUGUGUACGACUGGCCUGAAUCUAAGGUUCACUGA